Molecule: messenger RNA, 3028 nt
Organism: Seriola aureovittata
Lineage: Eukaryota; Metazoa; Chordata; Actinopteri; Carangiformes; Carangidae
Gene: ldb1a
Product: LIM domain binding 1a
Exons: 12
Coding region: 258-1313 (351 amino acids)
Biological process (GO): positive regulation of transcription by RNA polymerase II; negative regulation of transcription by RNA polymerase II; nervous system development
Cellular component (GO): transcription regulator complex; nucleus
Molecular function (GO): LIM domain binding
Source: RefSeq, a predicted model, not a curated record
CUCAUCAUCCAAUUUGCACACUGCUAGAUCCCCCCCCUCCAUUUGUGUCUCCUAUCUGCAUCUGCUCAUCACUCUCUCUCUCUCUCUCUCUCUCUCUGCUGGCCCAGCUUGGUUUCCUCUGCGUGGCUGACCCAGGCGGACUUUUUCGAGCGAGCGUGGGCGCAGAGGAAAGAGGAAGACAAAGAGUUGGCCCAUGCGAGCAGCGUGUGGACUGAGUGCAGCUGUUUCGUUCAGAGCAGAGCCCAACAUGUGAGAAGAUGUCUGUUGGAGGUUGUGCUUGUCCCGGCUGUUCGUCAAAGUCAUUCAAGCUGUACUCUCCUAAGGAGCCCCCCAACGGCGGCAGCUUUCCCCCCUUCCACCCAGGCGCUAUGCUGGACAGAGAUGUGGGGCCUACACCCAUGUACCCCCCCUCAUACAUGGAGCCUGGAAUGGGGAGACCCACACCGUACGGGAACCAGACAGACUACAGGAUAUAUGAGUUGAACAAAAGGCUACAGAACUGGACAGAGGACUGUGACAAUCUCUGGUGGGAUGCCUUCACCACAGAGUUUUUUGAGGAUGACGCCAUGCUCACCAUCACUUUCUGUCUGGAAGAUGGACCCAAACGAUACACCAUCGGCAGGACGUUGAUCCCACGCUACUUUCGAAGUAUUUUUGAAGGGGGCGCCACUGAGCUGUUCUAUGUUUUGAAGCACCCAAAGGAGUCCUUCCACAGCAACUUUGUGUCUCUCGACUGUGACCAGUGCACCAUGGUGACCCAGAAUGGCAAACCUAUGUUCACACAGGUUUGUGUGGAGGGCCGUCUGUACCUAGAGUUCAUGUUCGAUGACAUGAUGAGGAUCAAGACGUGGCACUUCAGCAUCAGACAACACAGAGAGGUCUUACCAAGGAGCAUUUUGGCUAUGCAUGAUCCCCAGAUGCUCGAUCAGCUGGCUAAAAAUAUCACCAGAUGUGGGCUGUCCAACUCCACGCUCAACUACCUCCGUCUAUGUGUGAUAUUGGAGCCCAUGCAAGAGUUGAUGUCCAGGCAUAAGACCUACAGCUUGAGCCCCAGAGACUGCCUGAAGACCUGCCUCUUCCAAAAGUGGCAAAGAAUGGUAGCCCCUCCAGCUGAGCCAGCCAGACAAGCUCCAAACAAGCGGCGGAAAAGGAAGGUGUCUGGAGGAAGCACCGUGAGCUCCGGCGGAGGCAGCAACAACAACAGCAACAGCAAAAAGAAGAGUCCAGCCAACAGCUUUUCACUCUCCAGCCAGGUACCUGACCUGGUUGGAACAAAAACCUGUACAGUGCCGGAGCUUGAGGACCGGAGUUGAGAACCACUACGUUAAAUCUUAAACACACACACACACACACACACAUACACACGCACACACACACACACACACACACACACACACACAUGCACACACCCAGACAAGUGCACACACUAGCACACCCACACACACACACACACACACACACACCACACACACACACACACACACACACACACACACACCCAUACCCUCACCUACACCUACAACAUAAAGCAUUGAGGUACUGGAGAGAGGUGGUACGCAGCAUGUCUGGACCAGAGCACCAGACGCUACAGAAGUGUGUUUUCAUUUUCUAUGUUUUAGACUUGUUUUGAGUUUUUUUUUUAUUUUUGUAAACAAUUUCUAAAAAAUAAACAGACAAGCAAGCAAACAAAAACACCCCAGAAUAUUCUUUGCACUGUUUUCCACUCUUAACUCCAAUCUAUUUUUCUUAUGAAUUGACGUUGUAUUUUUUUUCUUUUCUAUUAUUGCUAAUGUAAGAACUGUAAAACAUCUGAAACCUGCAGUAUAUUAAUGUAUAGGUAUUGCUGUUAGAUCAUUCUUAUUGUGAUGGUAAUAACUUUCAUGUAAGUCUAUGCUCGAUAUAAUGUCAUCCAUCUGUGUCAGACAUCACACUGUCAUCAGGUCCAUUGGCUUCAGUGCUAGAAAACAGGCUGGGGGAGAACAAGGCUAGUGUUUUAAUACUGUACUACAUCUUGUUUGAUGCGAGUCCAAAGCAGCACACUGGAAACCAGUUUACCCACUAAAUUACCAUCCAGCGCCUGGUUUGGAUCUGUUGUCUUGUCAUUGCAGAACUGUUUGCGUUGUCUUGAAAUCUCUAUCUGGGGGUCCUCUAUUCAGAGAACAGAAAACUUCUCAAAUUUGCUACUCAAAAUAUUUUAAAAACAAGUUUUGACAGGAUUGUAAAAUAAGAAAAAAAAAAGACUUUUGUAUUAACUUAAGUUUCCCAGAAAUGUUUUUAAUCACAAUUAAGAAAGCUGCAGACCAAGGAGCUACAUGUAAAGAUUCUUUAGAUAUUGAUUACACUGCGCUGUUUUAUGUUUUAUGAAGAAUCAUUUUGUUGGCUUUACUCCUCAUGUUUGUGUCUGUGCUUGUAUAUUUUUAGCUAGUAAUUUCUGUAAAAGUUAUUCUAUGUAUUCCUCCCUAGAACUAUGAGAAACUCAAUCUAAUGUAAAGAGAUGAAAAGCCUCUUAAAGUUUUUUUAAACGUGAUUUUUAAUGGUACAAUCACUGAUAAAAGAAUUUUGCCCUCAUUUUAGCAAACUGUAUUUAUUUUUCUAUGUACUGACAUUCUGUUUAGGUCCCACCCACCUGUACAAUACUCAUGAUAAUAUAUGGAGGAGUUUGUGGGGCUGCUGAGUCAGUUAAUGCUAAUAGAGGUCAUUCCAUUACUUUUGUUCUUUGACAUGCGGCUCCCAGGUCAUUCUGACCUGUUUAUUACAAAUGUUCAGUAUGUUCACAGUAAAGAGAUAUUUAAUAGCCAUUCUCUGCUGUUGUAGGUUUCUGGUCUAUCUGAAAACUUGUCAGAUGCACUGAAAACCAAUAAAUAACCACAUUUAGAGAAAACGUUAACCUCUUAGUUGUCCUUUUUUUUUUUUUUUUUCUCUGAAGUUGCUCAAGUUUAUGGUGAUCCUCGAGCUCUUCAGAUGCUGGGAAUGUGCCACAAUGGCGCAACCUUUAAUGAGAUUUAAUAAAAUGUACCUAUCAAUCAUA